UUAACAGCUGACACUUUUUUUCUUCUCCGACCAGGAAGCAUAGCCAACAACAAUCAAGUCGCAUACCCUUUCAUUAUGUAGCUUUACGUGUCAGUCUAUUCGCGGUCUAUGCGUUUGAUUAUGAUACAGAAUAAUUUUUAUUGUAUCAUGUUAUGUUAUCGUUGUGCUGUCAUGUGAUCCUUGGUGACAGUUCAUUGAAUAACCCAACUAGCCAUCCUCACUCGCCUUGUGGUCGCCGCUCCCGAAACGCUCGUGUCGUGUUCUUCUGUGGUGUCCAGGUGGUUUUAUAUUUAGAGGCAGCAGCAGCCAUGAGCGGGGAAGCCGAGGCUCUGCUGGUCGUGAACCAGCUGCGGGAUCUGGCUGCAGACCCCAUGAACCGGAGAGCAAUCGUCCAGGACCAAGGCUGCUUGCCCGGACUCAUCCUGUUCUUGGACCAUCCCAACCCGCAAGUCGUUUACUCUGCCCUGCUUGCGCUGAGGUACUUGGCAGAAUGUCGUGCCAACAGAGAGAAGAUGGAGGGUGAGCUGGGCAUGAUGCUGAGCCUCCAGAACGUCAUACAGAAAUCCACCACCCCGGGGGAGACGAAGCUUCUGGCCUCGGAGGUAUACGAGCUGCUCCAGGCAUCCAGCGGGCCAGAGUCCGACCGGGCUGAAGGAGCUCCGUCUGGUAGGAGGAAAGCCCAGUUCUUUCUGGGCUCCACCAACAAGCGGGCCAAGACAGUGGUAUUGCAUAUAGACGGGCUGGAUGACUCUAGUCGCAGGACUCUGUGCGAAGAGGCCCUGCUGAAGAUCCGCGGGGUUAUAAGUUUCACCUUUCAGAUGGCUGUCAAGAGGUGCAUCGUUCGAAUCCGCUCCGACCUCAAGGCGGAGGGGAAAUUUAUUUUGCAGCCAUGUUCACAGAAUGACACACACAAGAGGCGACUUCCAAAUCUUACCCCACAGAAGCCUAAAGGUUGGGCGCUGGCGUCGGCCAUUGCCUCUACCGAAGUUCUGACAGCCCAGCAGGUGGUGAAGGGAGAGAAUGGCCAAGAGAUUUUGAUCCCCUUCACGGAGGACGGCUCUCUACAGGUGGAGCAGAACGUAGACCUGCCGGACUAUCUGCCCGAGGAGGAGGCCCAGGCCGAGGAGCCCGACAAGGCAGUGACCCGGGUGGGCAACGGGCAGGAUGGCGCUACCUGGCUAGGCACCGCUGCCAACUUCCUGUCUCGUUCCUUCUACUGGUGACCCAGUGGGGCCUCGCCAGCCCCAGGUCCAGAACCUGAGACUGGACGGACCAGCCUGACUGUUACCACGGAGACUUGUUACCACCCGUAUUAUUCCAUGCUGCUGGUCAUGCACACAGACAAGAUCCCUCAUGUACAGUAUGAAUUGCAGCCUGUUUUUGUCUGGCUGCCGUUCCAGAAAAACAGUGUGGAUCUCUGUAAGGAGCAGACCCCCUAGAUUGGAGCAGUAUUCUGUUACACACCAAACUGUAUUGUCCUUGUCAUUACUUUUCUUAAGACCAAACCUUUUUGGAGAUGCAUGUGGAAAUUUCACUUCUCAGAAUGAGGCUUCAAAAACGUAAGGUGUCAUGGAUAAAUAUGUUGACCAAGAGAUAUAGUUGGGUUUCCAGUGCUACAUAACGCUGGCUGGAGCUCUCUGCUGUGCCUUUUGUUAAGUGGUAUUUGGACCUGGUUGCUGUGUUUGGAUUCUGAGUGACAAACAUGUCCCCCUUGAUGGGUUUGAUCUGCCGUGGGCGCGUGCAUUAUCGGGUGGCAGUGCAUCACCUUGGACAUGCCGUGUAUAAGCUGUAGUACAUAAAUACUAACUGGCAAACAAUCUCUAAGACCCUGAGGGAGGAAGUACUGGCCGUCAGAACGGGUUGUAUUACACCAAGUACUUAGUGGCACACUGAAUGACUUGAAGGAUCAUGUUGAUACGGUCCAGGACAGCCUGUACCCUAGCAGGUGAAUGAACAGUAAAGCACCCAGUCAUAAAGUCUCAUUGCAUAAGGUCACAUGGUUAUUUGCCGUUAGUGGGUUGAGGAUCCGGCUCAACUCCAACCAUGCAUGAGAUAAAACCAACGUCCCAUUAUGAAAUUAGAUAGUCUAUCAAGUUUAAUGGUUCAAUUGCUGGGGGACGAAAGGGUGUCAGAAGAUGAACUGAUGAUCAUAUGGAAGAUUGUGUAACACUUUACAAUAAGGUUUCAUGAAACUUUGGUCAACUAUUGAUUAUUUAAUUCAGUAAUAAGCAUUAUUAAAUAGCAUUACCAUAGGAGGUAUUGGGUUAUGGUUAACCCCAUCAAUGAUUUUCACACCAAUAAGUAACGUUUAGUUAAUGCUUAUUAUUGCGUUAACUAAUGUGAAUGCUGAAUAAAUGUAGCCUCGUUGUGAAUGGUCAACAACUAUGGUAACUGUCUCACUUGAUAUGGUACAUUUUUUGUGUGUCUUGAAACCUCUCAUACACCCUAAAGCCCUGGGGAAUAGGAAGUCAAUCAUUCAUACACAGAUCAAUAUUUGUUAUCACUAAAACCAGAAAAGACUCAAACAGACUCCCUAUGCCUUAGGAAUCUGACUGUUUUCGAAAGCUCUCUGGUAUGUCUCCUUAUUGUGCAAUUAUAUAUAAAGAGAUGUGCCAACUCAGUGCAGUGA
Gadus morhua (Atlantic cod) is the source of this 2629-nucleotide messenger RNA. Its product is annotated as armadillo repeat-containing protein 1. NCBI's taxonomy places the organism in Eukaryota, Metazoa, Chordata, Actinopteri, Gadiformes, Gadidae. The record is from RefSeq and is a predicted model, not a curated record. Bases 153 to 1223 code for a protein of 356 amino acids. Gene Ontology annotation, molecular function: metal ion binding; protein binding. The transcript has 8 exons.